UACCUUGAACAGUGAUUGAAAAUGACUUCAAUUAAUUGACUGAUGGAAUGAAGCAAAGGGGUUUGGAGCAUAUAUAAAUAUGCCACAAGCACUAACCCAAAGCGCCAUAGAAUUUGGAAGACAAACAUUACAAAGCGUCAUAUACACAAAGCUUUUGCUUCUCUUUUUUCUCACAUGAAUUGGGGUGUCAUGGCAGGCCAUUUGGGUUGGGGUAUAAUAGAAGAAGAGGGCUGGAGGAAGGGUCCUUGGACUGCUGAGGAAGAUAGAUUGCUUAUUGAGUAUGUCAGGCUGCAUGGUGAAGGAAGAUGGAACUCUGUUGCUAGGCUUGCAGGGUUAAAAAGGAAUGGGAAGAGCUGUAGAUUGAGGUGGGUGAAUUAUUUGAGACCAGACCUCAAGAGGGGGCAGAUAACCCCUCAUGAGGAGAGCAUAAUUCUAGAGCUGCAUGCGAGGUGGGGAAACAGGUGGUCCACAAUUGCAAGAAGCUUGCCAGGAAGAACUGACAAUGAGAUCAAGAACUACUGGAGGACCCAUUUCAAGAAAAAGGCCAAAGCCCCUUCUGAUGCCUCUGAGAAGGCAAAAACUCGCCUGCUGAGGAGGCAACAAUUUCAUCAGCAGCAGCAACAACAGCAGCAACAGCAGCAGCAGCAACACGAACAGCAACAACUACUACUGAAUCAAGUGGACAUCAAAAGGAUCAUGGCCUUGCUCGAUGAAAAUGACCAUAAGGCCACUUCCCUAGUACCUCAAGUGAGGCAAGAAAUGGACAGUUCGUUGACCGUGUAUCCCAACACAUCUGAGGAGCAAAGCUAUUUUUACUCCUUGCUCAACAGCAAUGUGCCUGAGGCCUCAAACGAGGACAUCAUAUGGGAUGGACUGUGGAUGGAUGACGAUGUCCAUGGCAAUUUCAAUGCAGCCAGUGCCACAGCCAAAGCUAGUCUACACAAUCUACUUCCCUUCUGUUAAAAUUUGACCAGUUUUCAAUUUUACUUGCCCUCUAUAACAAGUUGUCAUCAAAUUAUGAGAAGGCUCUUAACUAGGAGCUUGCUUCGGUUUGACAAACAUGUCUCAAGUACUUCGGGUUGUUAAUGAUGCAAUCCGGGACCAAACCAUUAUGUAUUUUGUCAAUAAAACUGGUCCAAAAAUGACGCGUGUAACAUUUUAACUUCAUGUAGGGUUGCUUUACUUGUUGUCCAUUAUUAGACAAGCUCUUGGGAAACUUUCAUAUAUUAAAUAUCAGCAUUUUUUUUUGGAGUUGUAUUGAAAUAUAGAUAUAAAAUUAUAUAAGUUAA
Molecule: messenger RNA, 1289 nt
Organism: Alnus glutinosa
Lineage: Eukaryota; Viridiplantae; Streptophyta; Magnoliopsida; Fagales; Betulaceae
Product: transcription factor MYB48
Exons: 3
Coding region: 175-963 (262 amino acids)
Biological process (GO): regulation of DNA-templated transcription
Cellular component (GO): nucleus
Molecular function (GO): sequence-specific DNA binding; DNA-binding transcription factor activity
Source: RefSeq, a predicted model, not a curated record